Leptomonas pyrrhocoris is the source of this 5798-nucleotide messenger RNA. RefSeq lists its product as hypothetical. Gene Ontology annotation, biological process: intracellular protein transport; retrograde transport, endosome to Golgi. The record is from RefSeq and is a predicted model, not a curated record. Gene Ontology annotation, cellular component: Ric1-Rgp1 guanyl-nucleotide exchange factor complex; cytosol; Golgi membrane. The transcript has a single exon. The coding region runs from base 636 to 5798 and encodes 1720 amino acids. NCBI's taxonomy places the organism in Eukaryota, Euglenozoa, Kinetoplastea, Trypanosomatida, Trypanosomatidae.
AGGGUGUCGUGCUGCGCGGACUUUCAGCUGCAGUGAGUUUGAUCCUUGUACCUCUUUGAAACGUCUUUUUCUUUUUUAGAAUCCUUCCACCGUUUAUCAUUUUAGCCCGUUCGUAUUUUGCCAUUCUUAUUUCCGCUCCUAACAGUCCCCUCCCCCCUCCCCCAUCCUUCUUGCUUUUUCUUCGUGAAGAAUCCAGACGGUUGACGUAAGCAGCGAGAGAAGGCUGGAGAAGACGGCGAGGCUCCACCCCACGCAACGGCGCUCCGUUUCUCUUCGUGCAUCACGCGCGCGCACACACACACACACAAGCACUAACCGUUUCUUUUCUUUUUUUUUCCUGCCGACCAUCGCGCCGUCGGGGGUCGUUGUCGGCGAGAGACUUUGUGCCAUGGGCAAGGCAGUAACGAAAUCGGGACACGGGUGACGGAUGGGUUGACGACUGCGCGACAACAAGAGGAGCCACAUUAUUAUUCUGAGCUCACUUCUGUAUUUCAUCUCUUCGGUAGAAAUUAGCUUCGUUGUUUCCUUUUUUUUUUCUUGUUCUUCUUGCUACCCUUUUGCGUGGGCUACUUCUCAUAUCGCGAACCUGUUUCUUUUUCAUUCCCCCUUUUUAUUUCAUACCACAGCCCUUUCCGAUGCAGUUGUGCAGCGGCGCGGUGAACGUGCAUCGUCGCGAUGACGUCUGCGAGGACGGCGAGACGGUGCAGUCCAUGGCGGUCAGCCCCAACAACAGCGUUCUCGCGGUGGUUACACAGAUGCACCUCCACUUCUGGACGGCGGGACCGAAGACGGUGUAUUUGACGUCGCUGCUGGUACCCGGCACCUCGCUGGACGACAAUCCCGCCAUGUUCGUGAUCUGGCGUCCUCGUCAAGGCAAUCAGCUUGCGGUGGUUACCUCACGUCAAGUGGUUUUCUUCGAAGCCGACAUCAACCUCACGGCCGGAGAGUUCCUCGAGAGGGUGGAUACGCAGCGCAGCGCCUGUUUUCUUCACCACACCGACUCCGCCUCCCGGGUGUGCUACUCGAGUGAAAUUCGCAUUGAGGCCGGACUCACCACCGCCGCCGCCGCCGCCGGCCCGUACGCCUUCCUGGUCACCACCACGGCGGGUGUGGUGUACGUGGUGGGCUGGCAUCAGCAAGACGUGCUGCACCAAUGGACCACCGUGGGGCUGCAGGAAAACGGGCACUUUUUUAGUUCAUCGGCGGCGCACGAGGAGGAGACCAACGCAGCCGUAACGGCAGCAGCGUCGGCAUUGAACACCACCAGCGCGGCCGUCACCCCUUCCUCUAUCGCGUCUUUGGCGGCUCUGCGAGGGCCUGUCGGGGCUCAUCCCGCGCCGUCUGUCCUACGAGUGGACCCGCUGCAGCGGCACUAUCCUCCAUCACCGUCGCAGCCGCAGCCAGACGCACGCCAGCCGAGCUUCCGCAGCGAGGCGGCCUCCUCUCUCAUCACCAGCAACCAUGACAGCACGAGCGUCGUCCCUGCGAGGGCGGCGCCGCUUACCGAGGCUUUCCUGACAACCACCGCCAAACCACGCCUCCUCGCUGGGGGCAGCAUUUGCCCUCCCGGCGCAGCGGUGCGCACAGGCGAGGAGCGCUCGUACAGCGUCUCGCCGGCUGCCUCGCCCACGCUGGUUGUUGCGCCGCAGCUCACCUUGCGAUUGGUCCCCGGCGGCGCCCAGCACGGCAGCGCAGGUGCGGAGGAUGGCACGGUAGGCGACUCACCAGAUGCCAUCACGACUCUAGCGGACGCAGAGGCGGGGGCAAAGUCAAGCAGUUUCCUGGCCUCCACCGUCGGCGUCACGGACACUGCCUCGUACAGCCUGACGGACAGCAGCGGUGGUGCAAAGCAACGCCGCGCAAACAACGGAGAGCUCUCCGGCACGAUCCUCCACGCCUCUUUUCUGUCGCGGUGGAAGGUGCUCGCCUUUGUCUCGUCGAGCGGGGCUGUGUUGCUGUGUCGGCCCUCCUGCGGCACCAACUUCACCCACAACAAAGUGCAGCUGAAGGGCUGCGUGACACCGAUUGUGUCGGCGCACAAGGUGGCCAUGAACAUGCGGCACUUACUCCUGGCCGUGUGCACCCAGGCCGGCGCGCUCUCGUGCCGCCGUGUGGAUGGCUGCUCUCUGGCGAUCAGUGCAACGCCGCUGUGGAAAGGGCUGCGUGGGUUGCAGGACCGCUUUUCCUGUUCCUCCUCGCAGUCCCUCGGGCUGAUCUCCGCGAUGGAGUGGAGCCCGUCUGAGGAGUUGCUGUGCGUCGCCUUCUACAAGCACGGUAUGGUGCUCGUGCACUACAGCGGUGCGGUCGUGACGCACCACCUUGCGAGCCCCGCCAGUGCGGUGCUUCUGCGCAGCCCGGGCGCCGCCGGUCUCAGCUCCCGGCGCGUUGACCCCAAUGAUAGCACCGCGGGGCCCGGCAAAGCUGCCGUGGGCUGUUCUUUUGUCGCGUGGAAGCCGGAUGGCACGCGGCUGUGGGUGGCGGCGCCGGACCAGCCGUGCUUCUUCUCCACGCAGCUCUCCCGUGUCUUGACGGCGGACAUCGUAGGACCCACCAGCGGCAGCCACACCCCUCUCACCCUCCUUGCUGACAACGCGCUCUACCUCAUUGCGGCCUCCGAGGCGACGGGGCGGCAGGGCGUUCGCGAGCUCGUGCUGCUGCCGGACGAGUACCUUCGCGACCAGUUCCCGCUGCUCUACGGUGCGGUGUCGUCUGACGGGAGCUGGGUCGCCUGUGCUGGGCGUCGCGGUGUUCUCAUCUUCAACCGCGACCGCUUUUCGUGGAAACUGGCGUCGAAGAAGCAAGAGGAGAUGUCCUUCAGCUGUGUGGCCGAUCCGGCGUGGUUGCGCGACGUCGCCGUGGCGGUGCCUGCACUGCGAACGGACACGAAAACGUACGAGCUGAUGGUGUUUUCCACGUCCAGCGUGUCUCCGUCGCACGCGCUUGCACGGGUGGCGUUGGAAGGCAAGCCGUAUCGGCUCUCCUGUGUGCACCAGGACCACCGCAGCGAAGGCUACGUAGUGUUGGUGGACUGCAAUCAGGUGGUGCGCGUGUUUCGGUACGACGCCUUCAUGGACGCGCCGGGCGCAGCGAUGAGCUCCACCGAGGCGACGCCUGCGAAGGCCUACGUGGCCCUCACACCGGUGCUGCACUUGGUACUCUCCGGCGCCCUUGCCAACCCCCUUCACGUGACGCCGGUGUGCAUGCGGAAAGAGGAGGAUGACCGCGAGAACCCGCAGCGGACAAAGGAUCAAAUGGAGCUGCGCCUGCUGCUGCAUCGUCGCGGCGACCACUCGCUUGUUUGGAUCCGCGGGGCGACUACCGCCGCAGCACACGGCGGCGCAGACGCCACAACGACAGCGGCAGUGCGGUCAAAGCCGUCUUCAUCCGAUGGACAGCUGCCACUCUUGAACGCAGUUUCGGAGCCGUUCGACAAUGCAGCGGGCCCGUCCUUUGUGUACCGCUGCUGGGUUGACCGCACGCCUCCUGUGCGUGGCACCGUGCUGCUCACCCACGAGGAAGAGGCAGGUAUCGUGCUGUACCACGUCCAGCAGCCAACACAGCUGCUGCCGCGGCGUGCAGCGCGCAGUGCGUCUGCGGGUGGUGGUGGGGCGGCGGUGGUGGAGGUACGACGGAUGGCGGUGACCCCGGCGAGAGACACCGAAUUGCUGCCGCUCUGCGUAUCCCCCUUCGACGGCUACAUGCUCUGCGCCGGCACGGACACGUCCAUCCCACGACAGGCGCGGCGCGGUCCUCGCGCACUCAGCGUCAACGUCGCAGCUCACCCGCAGCUCGCGCUGCGCCCUGUCCUGUACGCCCACCGCAUUCUGUCGUUGCUGCUGCGCGAAGCCAUGCCAGGUGGCGGCGACGGUGGCAGUAGGUCGGGGUCGCCGCUGCGGACUUCUCAGAGGAUCUCUCCAAAUUCCACCAGCUGCGGAAACUUUGCUGCGACCCAGCCGCCCAGCCGAACCACCUCCGAAUACGCACCGCUGGCCACAUCACAGGUGUCGACGGCUGAAAUCGACGGCCGCGUCGCGUCCUUUCUGUGGGAUCGCUCGCUCUUUCUCUGGCUGGAGUACAUGCGCCUCAACGACACCUUCGAGUCGGUCAUGGACUACUUUCUCCACACGGCGCUGAAUGAGACACCGCCGGCGGCGGUGCCCGGACUGGGCCGACGCAGCGCCGUCCGCGCCGUCAUUGCCCUCCUGCGCAACUUCCCGGAGUUCUACGCCGUCGUUGUCGGCUGCGUGCGCAAGCUCGACUUUACGCGUUGGCAUCUCGUGCUGGACUUUCUGGGCACGCCGACGGCGUUCUUCCGCGAGUGUGUGGCGCACCGCUGCUACGCCGAGGCGGUGCACCUGGUGCGGGUGAUCAUGAUGGGCAGCUACCGGCCUGCAGCGACGCUUUCUGUGCAGCGGCUGGCGGAGUUGACGGGCGCGUCAGCGGUGGUGGCUGGCAGCGGCGCGGACCCCCUGGCCCCUCGCUCGCACAGCAGCAACGGCAACCACAGCAUCGGCGUCGGCUCGCUGGAGCAGGCCAGUCAAUGUGCGAUUGAACUCUUCGGCUUAUCGAUCGACAACGGCGAUUACACCGCCGCCUACGAUCUCCUGCGGUUUAUGGCGCUGCUGGAGGACGAAAUCGGCAUGCCCGCAGCCGGCGGCAUCGACAUGGAAGACGGCGGUGGAGGCGGCAGCAGCGGCGCGGACGCUGGCGGCCACCCGUCGGAGAACUUCCUCACGCGGUGGCUGCGUCAACUCACGUUUAGCGGUGCCGCUUAUGACGACCCGGACGCCGCAGUGGAGGAGUCGCCGGCGGAUUUGGCCGCCCAUGAUGGCUCGACGAAACCCGGCGCGGCCAAGAAGACAAAGAACCAAAUUGGCAACUACCCGACGCUGGUGCUGAACGCUGCCCGCUGCGAGCCCGUCCACGGCGGAUGCAGCUCCGAGGAAGCCGCGGAGGAGGUGCAGCGGCAGUCUGCGGUACGGUACAUGUUCAAUCGACACAAAACACUCCCGGCGGUGGUGCAUCAGGAGGCGCUGCGGCUGCUGCUCACCGGCUACGUUACACAGCUGGCGAAUCUUAUGGAGACGUUCUCACUCUCCGUGACAGACUUUAUCCAAGCGGCGACGACGGUGGUAAACUUAUCGACGGCGGCAGCCGCUGAUGUGGGUGACUCCCGCCCAAGCAAUGCGGGGGGCGGCUACACAUUGCACCUUCAUGAGGUUUUUGACGGACUGCAUAAGGAGCUUGGGCUGCCGCGCAGCUUUUUCGUGCCCCACUCAGCGGCGGCUACGACAGCGUGGAAUAGCUGGAUUGUGGACCAUCAGCUCGCUCGCGCGAAAAGCCUUCCUGGGGUGCUGAGUGCCACCAAUCCAAAGGUGUGGACCGUCGCCCAGAUGGUCCUGUACGCCUCACCGCAGCUGCGCAGCUCCGUCGAGUCCCUCCACCGACUCUUCCGCAGUGUUUAUGUGUAUAACUUAGCCUUCUGCGUCCUGCUCAUGCGCAAAUCGGACCUCAUCUCCCUGCUGCUUUCGGCCGAUGGUGAAGCACAGCCGGCAUCCGCGGCGGCAGAAGAGACGCCGCUGAGUGUUGAGGCACGCGUGGAUGUCUCGCCGGCCACUUUGAUCAACGUCCUGGGUCACCUCGAAGCACUCCUGGCCGUGCCAGAGAACAGCGGCUACAAGCCUUUUUUGCAGGACGUCUUUCAGUCUCUGCCGCCGUCCGCGUUGCGCGCGCACGUCCCCAAGCCAGCUGCUGCCGCCGCAGGUGACGUUCCCACGUUGCACGCGGAUACCGUUUAA